Messenger RNA from Nothobranchius furzeri (turquoise killifish), 2066 nucleotides. RefSeq names its product transmembrane and coiled-coil domain protein 3. The record is from RefSeq and is a predicted model, not a curated record. Gene Ontology annotation, cellular component: endomembrane system. NCBI's taxonomy places the organism in Eukaryota, Metazoa, Chordata, Actinopteri, Cyprinodontiformes, Nothobranchiidae.
UCUCACACUCGGUUGUUUUGCGCGUGAAGAAGAGCCAGCGUGAGUGAGGGAGAGAGGUGGACAGACGAAUCCGGGCUGACUGGGAAGAGGUUCUGACACCGUAGUGGGGUUCCGGUAGCCUCCUACAGGCUCCAGAUGGGAGGUUAUUAUGCCCGGCAUAAGCGUGUCCCUGCGAACUUUGUCUGAAGCGGAGAAGCAUCUCAGCAGGCCGGAUGGACCGGAGCACAGAGAGCGGGUUUUUCAGCCUGCCUCUCUCAAUACGUCGGGGUUCCUCAGUGAACAAUCUGGAUGUGGACCUCCCUGAUGGAAGUUCCCGCUCUGGGCUCGGCCUGGAGGUUCAGCGCAGUCAUUCCUGUUUGGACAACCUCCAGCAGAAGAUCCUGAAGGUGACGGAGCAGCUGAAGAUUGAGCAAACGGCCCGAGAUGAGAACGUGGCAGAGUAUCUGAAGCUUAUGAACAGUGCGGACAAGCAGCAGGUGGGACGCAUCAAGCAGGUGUUUGAGAAGAAGAACCAUAAGUCGGCUCAGAACAUUGCACAAAUGCAGAAGAAACUGGAGCAGUACCAUCGAAAGCUGAAAGACAGCGAAGCCCAUCUCAGCCAUCCCCCUCGCUCCUCCUCAGUCAAACGCAGCACCAUACCCAGGGAGUCCCCCAGAGAGCUGCUGAGGGACAUGACCGGCAGCGGCCGACACCCCACCAUGGACAAGAUUAAAACCAUUGGACCAGGAGUAUCCCUCUCGCCUCCUUUCUUCUUUAACAAACCCAGAGAGUUUGCCAACCUGAUUAGGAAUAGGUUUGGCAGUGCUGAUAACAUAGCCCACCUAAAAACCAACCUAGACAACUCCUGCCCCUCGCUGCCUCCAGAGAAUGUGGGUAAAGGCCUGAGUAGCAGCACAUCUUUGGUGGGAAAGCCCAAAUAUCCCAGUGAUGAUGAGUGCUCCUCAGGCAGCACCUCCUUUUCAGCAGACAGCAAUGGGAACCAAGCUGUAGGAGGAGCAAGUGGAGGACAGGGACAGCAGGCCGAGGGAGACGUCCACGGCAAACUGGACCUGUACUAUGAUGAUGUGAGGGAGAUUAAAGACACCCAGAGCCAGAUGGAGGAAGACAUUGAGGAAAUUAGGACACAGUUCAAGAAACAUUAUGAUCUGAUGAGUCAAACACUACAGGAGGAGAAAUACAGGUACGGGCGUUUGGAGGACCAGCUGAACGACCUUUCAGAACUUCACCAACAUGAAAUGACCAAUCUGAAGCAGGAGCUGGCCAGCAUUGAGGAGCGGGUGGCCUACCAAGCUCAGGAGAGGGCCAGAGACAUACAGGAAGCCCUAGAGUUGUGUCAGACCCGCGUGUCGAAGCUGGAGCUCCACCAGCAGCACCAGCAGCAGACGGUCCAGCUGGAGAGUCCCAACGCGCGUGUCCUCCUGGGAAAAAGCAUCAACAUCAUGCUGGCCGUCAUCACCGUCAUCCUGGUGUGCAUCUCCACCGCGGCCAAGUUUGUCGCCCCGCUGAUGAGGAGCCGGUACCAUGUGGUGGCGACUCUCAUGGGGGUGUGCUUCCUGACUGUCUUCUGGAAGAACUGGGACCGUUUACAGUUCGCCAUCGACCAGAUGUUGGUACCUGCCUAGAAGAGAAAAGAUCACUCUUAGUUAUUAAUGAUGUAGCUGUUAUAAUGUGGGGAUUGGUUUUACAAUCCCCAGAAAAUAUGAUUUAUUUUUAAGAGGUUCGUGUUUUUUAAAGACAGCGUGGGUUUUUUAUUUCCUUACAUACAUUACAUUCUCUAACCUGAAUGUUUUACUAACAACCAACCAACUAUAUUUAUCUAACAGAACAUGCUUGUUAUUAUGAAAUCAGUCAUAAGAAAGGUAGAUGAGUGUGUUUUUACAGCAGAUGGAUACAGUUGUCUGAUUUUAUUCCAGCUGAUCAUGUGGCUCCCGUCAGCCUUGACCAAAAUAGAUAAUUGGUUAUUAAUUACAUUUUUAUGUUUUUUUUUUAUUAUUUCCUCCAGUGAGGACAGAACACAUGACUUUUCUAGACAUAAUCAUUUGUAAAAAAUAAAAUGUAAAAAAUUA